This is a messenger RNA of Plasmodium vivax (malaria parasite P. vivax), 1753 nucleotides long. Its product is annotated as RAD protein (Pv-fam-e). The transcript is spliced from 3 exons. Bases 198 to 1055 code for a protein of 285 amino acids. Lineage: Eukaryota; Apicomplexa; Aconoidasida; Haemosporida; Plasmodiidae. The record is from RefSeq and is a predicted model, not a curated record.
AUGACAGUGACACUUCUAAACAACCCCCCUUCCUCGACACGAAAUAUUUAACAUUUUUAAAUAAUAAAAAAAAAAAGUAUUAUCUGACAGAAUUUUGUAUAAGGACUGCCAACGCACUCCUUUCUCGCAGCUAUUUUUAAGGAUAAAAAAAAUUUCCAUUUGGAGUAAAAAAUUCGACACGAGUGUUCACUUUUUGUAUGACCCUAUUCACCAUGAAGAGAUUCGACAGCGCACUAAUAUUUGUUCUUUUGAGCUUCCUCUCCUUAAACACCGUGGGCUCGCCCAACGCCAUUUUGUCGGAGGUCUGGAACGUAUGCAGAGGUGCACCCAGGCAGCUAGCCGAGAGGGCAUUAAGAGAGAGCAAGUCCCCCCUGAGGGGAAAGGUGGUAAGCAAAGUGACGACCAAAAGCACACUCACAGUUAAGGAUGGCGUAACUGGAAAGGUAAAGGAAAAAGUACAUCAAACAGUUACGGAAACCGUUACAGAAACAGUUUCAAAUGAUAAACACCCAUCUCGGUCAGUAAAAGUGGUAGCCAUAGAAGAAGGUCCAUUACCUAAAAGGCAAAACGCGUACGCAGCCUUGUCUUUCUUGCCUAUAAACAAAGAUAAGCAAUUUCCCAUCCCAGAAGAAUUCUUUAAAACUGAUAUACCCACGCUAGUAAAAAAUUUCAGUUCGCUAGUUAAUGAGUCCAGACUGAAUAAAGUAUUUAACCAUUAUUGUAAGUACCUAAAUGUGCAAUAUAAAGGGUUGAUGGAUAAAUUAAGAACGAACUUUUUUGCAGGAGCUGAUGAAUGUGGUAUGAAAGAGCAAGAUAAGGAAAAAUACUGGAAGGAAUGUGAAAAUGCCCUCACCAAUGAUUUGAAAACUAUUAAUGAAAUUCACAAAAAGCACACCGAUAGUUAUGUCGAAAGGGUAGUAGACCCUAAAAAUAUUAACCACGCUGCCUUCUCUCACUAUGGUAGCUGGUUGUGGAAUAAGAAGUUGUUAGAGGAGGAAAAAAAAUGGGUCAAGUUCUUUGAUGACAAAAUUAGAAAGCAAAAGCGAGGUUGGUAAAAAGGGGGAAACUGCUCCAGCGGGGAGGGAUGUGCGCUGCAAAAAAAUACAUAAAUAAGUACAUAAAUAAAUAAAAUAAACAAAUAAGUAAUUAAAUAGAUAACGUGCAACGGUGCGCGAAGCAGAAACGUGAGGUGAUGAACAGAAGGUCUACAAAAUUGAUGCAAGAUUGGGGAAAAGGCAAUUCGAGGAGCCGCUCCACAGAGGAAACAAAAAUUAUCCAUUUAAAUAUGCCUUCUAAGCAGAGAAAAGCGUACUUAGAGGAAACUUACCAAGGGGAAGAAAAAGGAUCUGCCAACCUGUGUAUACACAUGCAUAUAUUUGUGAUGUCCCCCCCGCCUAACAUUUAGAGGUAAAGAAAAGAAAAAAAAAACAUGACCAUGAAGAGGGCAUACCUUUCACCAAUUUAGGAAGCCAACUUGCGUAAAAUAUAAUUUGCCUGAAAUGAGGGAACUACAGCUUAUAGGGCACACCCCAUCAAAGGAAAAAUUAACAGUGCGUUCAUUAAAAAGGGAAAAAACGGUUGCUUCAUUUUUAUAAGAAAAAAAAUAUAUAUAUAAAUUUAUGGGUCGUUACAACUCUCGCACAAAGGAGGAGUAUAAAAAAUGGGAGACAAAUUGACGAGUCUGUUUAAGAAAUUAUCUUCAGAAUGUGGAAUGCCAGGGGAGGAACAGAAAAGUAUUUUUCCAAUAUUUGAA